AUGGACCCCGUCACGGCCUCGCUCCACGCAACCUACCAGCUCCUCCGCUUCAGCGUCGACGUCGACCAUGCUCCAUCACAGGUCCGCCAAAGCCUCGACCUCGUCCAGACAUGCUACCGCGACCUGCAGCACCUCAUCGAGAUCCGGAACGAGUGUCUCCCGUUCCUCCGGCAGACGCCCAUAGUCCUAAACCGCGUUAACGACAUCAUCGAGACGGCCGGCCAGGGCCUCGUCGAGGUCUGCCGCAUCGUAGAGAAGCGCCGGCCCGACGCCAACAAGGGCAAGGUGCCGUUGAGGGACAGGAUGGCAUGGGUGUUGUUCGAUUCCGUGGAGUUCAGGGGCCACGAACCCACCAUCAGCCGCCAUCAUGCAUCUGUGUUGGCCGAGAUGACGUUUCUUAGGCACGCGGCCCUCCUCGCGCCUCAAAUACAGCAGCAGCAGCGGAAACCGGCUGAAGCUGUCGAGAUCAAGGGAGGGUCGGAGAUCUUCCACAACGUCGCUCUCUUGGGUGGCCUCAUGAGCCAGAUGGCAUUCUCAGCGAAACCCUCGCAUCAACCUUCCUCCCCCCUAUUCGAGGAAGCCAUCUCGACCUCACAACUCUCGAAUGAUGCCAAGUCGCCAGAAACCUACCAGUCUUACAACCCCCCUUACCAAAUCAACCCGGGGAGCUCGAACAUCACUGUCGGGUUCCCAGCGGUGCCUCACGAGUCCUUCUGCGAGCUUGAAGCACCCUUCGAUCCAUCUCUUCGAUCGUCAACUCCACGUUUAACUCCCUCCAGUCCACCGCCCCCUUUUCAGAUCUUGCAUUUCGACCAUGCACGGAGCCAGCGCGGCAUCACGACGGUCCGAAAGUCCUCGGACAUUGGGUCUUUAUCCCUCUUGAACGAGAACCAGACGCAAUACUCGUUGCCCGAGCCUGCUCCGUGGCCACACACGCCCGGCCUCCUAGUGUCAAAGAGGCUUUCCAAUGACGAAUUCGCUCGCCCGAUCAUCCCAUCAUCCCCCUCGAUCCUGUCGUUACGCAGUACCAACGAUACGUCGAGUCAGCUCUCUGUCCCCGAGCAACCGAGCGAGCCAGGUAUACCGCCCCAGACCACGUUCAAACAGCGGUUUUCCGGGCCCUUCCGCCAGAUGAAAAGGGCAAGCCCGAGCCUUCUGGCCCCCGAAGACGAAGGAUCAUCAGCCGGCUCGAUGCGAUCCAGGCGUCCUCCGAGCGAGCUGUUCUCCGCACGAGAGCCCUUCCGUUCCGACACCGACUCGUCGCCGGCGGACUCGUCCGGGAGGUGGUUCUCGCCGGACUCGGUGCACGCGUGGCCGGUCAGCCCAAGCCCGAGUCUGUCGACCGCGACCCUUGACAGCGAGGCUCCCACGCUGACGAGCCCGUCUCCGACGAUGACCACGCUCCACUCGAUGCCAGCGCUCUCUCUCGGCAGAGACACCGGCGGAGACGUGUUCCACUUCGACGACGACUUUGAUAGGAUCAAGUCCGGGUACUACCUCCCGGCGCACGUCUACCCCGAGCCGACGGCGCCGGCGCCAAGAGCAGAUCCGACUGCGAAACUACAAACUGCAUGGAAGCCCGCGGACCGCCCCGCUCUCCCCGGAUCGCUGGCCCCGCGGUCGCUGAGUGAUUCUGCGCUCGUGUUCGGCUCCGCCUUUUGGGGCCCCGACGCCGGCCAGGGGUUGCCGUCCAGCCCAGAUCCCGCUCUGGAGGUGGCCCGGAUGAGGUUUCCGGGAGACCGCCAGGAGCGGGACACUGUACACGGUAUUGGAUCGGUGCCGGGUUAUUCGGGGGUGAAACGCUCGAGACACGCGGGAUCAUAUGCCGACCAAGCAUGA
Molecule: messenger RNA, 1839 nt
Organism: Colletotrichum higginsianum IMI 349063
Lineage: Eukaryota; Fungi; Ascomycota; Sordariomycetes; Glomerellales; Glomerellaceae
Exons: 2
Coding region: 1-1839 (612 amino acids)
Source: RefSeq, a predicted model, not a curated record